This is a messenger RNA of Aureobasidium uvarum, 438 nucleotides long. The record is from the annotation of a GenBank genome assembly. Lineage: Eukaryota; Fungi; Ascomycota; Dothideomycetes; Dothideales; Saccotheciaceae.
AUGCCUCCUUUCAAGGUUCUUACCGCCACACACGACGAUGGUGAGAAGCCAAAACGCUUCGGUUACAAGGCGCCCGCAUUUGACGCCUGGCUGGAGAUCUUUUUGCAAGAUGAGAUGCCUGACCAGAUCGUUGGCAUUCUGCUUAACCUCAACUCGGACGAGGUCCAAGAGCUCAAGUCAUGCAUUCGCCAUGAGCUAAGGUUCCGCGCUGUCACAUUCCCAGGCCUCUUCAAAGAGCCAUCAUCCAUAGAGGACUAUCGCAAAGAAUGGAAUCCCAAUGUCUACGGUUGCUAUCCUGUUGUGCCUCAUCAGUUUCGUCGCGAGAUACUGGCUCGCCUGGUCGACAUUUGUGCGGAUGAGAUGAAGAAAGACAAGAACCUGCGUGCCGGCGCCACCGAUCCUACCCCUCUGAAGCGUGAGCACGUCUGUCUCGAGUGA